CAAUACAAACACUCACAAAACGUGUGUUGUUUCGUAUCUGCAUUUCAAACCUCAAAACACUCUCGAAAUGACAACAUUCCCCAAUGUAGCAGUCGUUCUGGCGAUGCACCUACUCAUCGCCACCAAACCUAUUGCGGCGGUAUGGUGCGUCGCAAGAAACGACGCCAGCGCAGAAGCGCUGCAGAAUGCGCUCGACUACGCCUGCGGUGCCGGAGCAGACUGCGCGCCGGUACAAGAGAGCGGCGCAUGUUUUGUUCCGGACACCGUCCAGGCGCACGCGUCUUACGCGUUCAACAGUUAUUACAUGCACUCGUCAAUGGAUCCUGCCGCAUGUGACUUCGCCGGAACCGCCACCAUUGCUAAGACCGAUCCUAGUUACGGAUCUUGUGUUUAUCCGGCUUCUCCUAGCACUGCUGGAGGAGUGAAAAAUCCACCUUUAGACACUCCAGUGCCUGCACCACAAAAUGGAGACAGGAGCGGAGGAGCAUUAAUGCCGCCUGCAGAUAUGAAUUUCACUGCACCGAUGGGGAAUGGAGAGGCGUUAACUCCGCCAGGCAUGGCACCCGCGAUGGACAACACUCCUCCUUCCGAAGCCUUUUCAGGGUUUUCGGUGUCGAGAUUGUUGGUUACGGGAAUGAUGUUAAUGGUUUUCUUUCUGAUGUUCUAAACAAUGGAUAUCUUUGUUGCAUAACUUGUGUUGCUUAACUCAGAAGUAGAAGAUAAGGAAAGCUGAUUUAUAAGGAAAAAAAAAACCGUGUCAAUCAUUUGGGGUUGAAGGAUUUUCGGUUGGUGGAGAGUUUCGGGUUGGCAGGUUGAAUUCUUCAACCCUAGCCCAAUCCAUAUAUAUUUGUGUCGUAUUUCAAAUCGAUAUGUUUUAGGGGUGUUUGGGAUUA
Messenger RNA from Helianthus annuus (common sunflower), 893 nucleotides. RefSeq names its product PLASMODESMATA CALLOSE-BINDING PROTEIN 3. The record is from RefSeq and is a predicted model, not a curated record. The transcript is spliced from 3 exons. Lineage: Eukaryota; Viridiplantae; Streptophyta; Magnoliopsida; Asterales; Asteraceae. The coding region runs from base 68 to 667 and encodes 199 amino acids.